AUGGGCCAUACUGCAGCUGAACAGGCUAUGAUGGACUUGAUCGACCAGUUCCACAGAUACACCAAACCUGAUGACAAGAUUAACAAGAGGGGCCUGCUGAGGAUGCUGAGGGAGAAUUACCCUCACUUCCUCAGGGCUUGUGAAAAUAGUGGCGUAGAUUUCUUGGGCGAUAUAUUUGAGGACAAGGACAAGAACAUGGAUAAGAAGAUCUCAUUUACUGAGUUUCUGUCGGUGUUGGGGGUCCUAGCUGUGGACUACCACGAUAAUAGCCACGGAGCCCCGCUCUGUUCUGGUGGGGGAGGAAAGUGAGCCCAGCCCAGCCUGAGGCCUCCAGAAACCACAAGAAAUAAUAAAGUGUGUCUAUU
Molecule: messenger RNA, 365 nt
Organism: Myotis daubentonii (Daubenton's bat)
Lineage: Eukaryota; Metazoa; Chordata; Mammalia; Chiroptera; Vespertilionidae
Product: protein S100-A7-like
Biological process (GO): endothelial cell migration
Cellular component (GO): cytoplasm; extracellular exosome
Molecular function (GO): calcium-dependent protein binding; calcium ion binding; transition metal ion binding
Source: RefSeq, a predicted model, not a curated record